AUGAAGAUGUACUCCCUGGCUGUCACCCCCAACGGGCACCUGGAGGGCAGGGGGUCGAUGCCCCCUCCCAUCAUCCUGCGCACGGCGGCCACCCCGAUGCCCACCCCAAAGUGCUCCCCGCACAUGGACUCGGUGCACACCUUCGUGGACUCGAGGAGAGGCAGCAACGCUUCCCUGGACCCCACGAGCUACGAUCAGAAGUCCCUGUCCAGCCUCCGCAGUUCCCCUUGCGCCAACUGGGGCACCAGCAGCAACUGGGGGAGCCGGCGCUCGAGCUGGAACAGCCUGGGCAGAGCCCCGAGCCUCAAGAAGAAGAACCAGUCAGGAGAGAGGGAGUCCCUGCUCUCGGGGGAGGGCAAGGGCAGCACCGACGACGACUCGGACGACGCCAAGUCCAGCACGGUGAGCCGGCCCUCGCUGCACCGGCGGGCGGAGUCGCUGGAUUACCGCAGCUCCCUGGAGCUGCCGGAGCUGCUCCAGCUGCCCCCCGUGCGCCACUCGCUCGGGGUGAGCCCCGUGGCGCUGCCCCCUGAGUUCCAGGACUGCAACGGCAAGAUGGUGCACGUGCCCAGCGAGCUCUUCCUGCGCGUCGACAGGCACAAGGAGGACACCCUGGACUACGAGGACGACAUGGAGGAUAGUUACUGCUACCGGAUCCGCAAAGCCCUGGAGCCCUACAAACCCCAGUGGUGCAAGACUCACGAAGACUGGUCCCUCUACUUGUUUUCCCCCCAGAAUCGGUUCCGGGCGAUGUGUCAGAAGGUCAUCGCCCACAAAAUGUUUGAUCACGUGGUGCUGGUCUUUAUAUUUCUCAACUGCAUCACUAUUGCCCUGGAGAGACCAGACAUAGACCCACAGAGCACGGAAAGGAUAUUCCUCAGCGUUUCUAAUUACAUCUUCACUGCCAUCUUUGUGGCUGAAAUGAUGGUUAAGGUGGUAGCUCUUGGCUUUUUCUCUGGGGAGAACACCUACCUGCAGAGCAGCUGGAACGUUCUGGACGGAGUCCUGGUCUUUGUGUCUAUCAUUGACAUUAUUGUGUCCAUGGCAUCAGCAGGAGGAGCCAAAAUCCUGGGUGUCCUUCGAGUUUUGAGACUUCUGCGGACCUUGAGACCUCUCCGAGUCAUCAGCAGAGCCCCGGGUCUGAAGCUGGUGGUGGAAACCUUGAUCUCCUCCUUGAGGCCUAUCGGGAAUAUUGUUCUCAUCUGCUGUGCUUUCUUCAUUAUCUUUGGGAUUUUAGGGGUCCAGCUCUUCAAAGGGAAGUUCUACUACUGUGAUGGUCCUGAUGUCAAAAACAUCACCACGAAGACCGACUGCACCAACGCUCGCUACAAAUGGGUCCGGCGCAAGUACAACUUUGACAACCUGGGGCAGGCCCUCAUGUCCCUGUUUGUCCUCUCCUCCAAGGACGGGUGGGUGAACAUCAUGUACGACGGGCUGGAUGCCGUGGGCAUUGACCAACAGCCCAUCCAGAACCAUAACCCUUGGAUGCUUCUCUACUUCAUCUCCUUCCUGCUCAUCGUCAGCUUCUUCGUGCUCAACAUGUUUGUGGGGGUGGUGGUGGAGAACUUCCACAAGUGCCGGCAGCACCAGGAGGCAGAGGAGGCGCGGCGGCGCGAGGAGAAGCGGCUCCGACGCCUGGAGAAAAAGCGCAGGAGUAAGGAGAUGUACCUGUCUGAGGCUCAGCGCAGACCUUACUACGCCGACUAUUCCCCGGCACGGAAAUACAUCCACAGCCUCUGCACCAGCCACUACCUCGACCUGUUCAUCACCUUCAUCAUCGGGGUCAACGUCAUCACCAUGUCCAUGGAGCACUACAACCAGCCCAAGUCCCUGGAUGAAGCCCUGAAGUACUGCAACUACGUGUUCACCAUCGUUUUCGUGUUCGAGGCGCUUCUGAAGUUGGUGGCGUUCGGUUUCCGGAGGUUCUUUAAGGACAGGUGGAAUCAGCUGGAUUUGGCCAUAGUUCUGCUGUCCAUUGUGGGAAUCACCCUGGAGGAGAUCGAGAUGAACGCUGCCCUGCCCAUCAACCCCACCAUCAUCCGCAUCAUGCGCGUGCUCAGGAUAGCCAGAGUGCUGAAGCUGCUGAAAAUGGCCACAGGGAUGAGAGCUCUGCUGGACACGGUGGUACAAGCCCUUCCCCAGGUAGGGAACCUUGGCCUACUUUUUAUGCUCCUGUUUUUUAUCUAUGCUGCCCUGGGAGUGGAAUUGUUUGGCAAGCUCGAUUGCAGCGAAGAAAAUCCCUGCGAGGGCCUGAGUCGCCACGCCACCUUCACCAACUUCGGCAUGGCCUUUCUCACCCUCUUCAGGGUGUCCACGGGGGACAACUGGAAUGGCAUCAUGAAGGACACUCUGCGGGAAUGCACUCGGGAGGACAAGCACUGCCUCAGCUACCUGCCCGUCAUCUCCCCCGUCUACUUCGUCACCUUCGUCCUCAUCGCCCAGUUCGUCCUGGUCAACGUGGUGGUGGCCGUGCUGAUGAAGCACCUGGAGGAGAGCAACAAGGAGGCCAAGGAGGACGCUGAGAUGGACGCUGAGAUCGAGCUGGAGAUGUCCAGAGGGACGAGCACCUCGGCCCCGGGCGGGAGCAGGGGAGGUGCCGUGGCCCCCGAGGGCCGGGCGCCCUGCAGGGCUCAGGACAGCCUGAAGGCAGCGGUGCAGGUGAAGCACCAAGGCCUGGAGGUGCUGAGCUGUGAGAGUGUGUCUUUAGCCAUCCCAGACACGCUGGAGGGGGCAGAGGCUCCCAGCAUGGAAUUCCCGUCCUCCUGCUCUGUUUCCCACCAUGUCCUGCCACCUUCCCACAAAAGCCCAGGCCACCAGGCUGAGGGCAGCUCAGCCUCUCUGAGGCCCCAGGACUCCCAGAACCUGCUGACGGUCCGCAAGAUCUCCGUGUCCCGGAUGCAUUCCCUGCCCAACGACAGCUACAUGUUCCGGCCCGUGGUGCCAGCGAAAGCUCCCUUCCCCCUUCACGAGGUGGAGAUGGAAACCUAUCCCUGCAAAGCCCAAAGAGGAUCCAUCACCUCUAUCCGCUCCCAGCCCGUGGGCACGUGUUCCUCCCUGAGGGUGCCAACAGAGUCCCUGCAGCUGUCUGUCUGCUCCCCCAGCCACGAGGGCCGGCACCGCUGGAAGGUCCUUCCCCCCAACGUCACCCCUCGAUCUCCUGUCCUCAGCAAGCUGCUGUGCAGGCAGGAGGCCCUUCGAACGGACUCGGUGGACGGACAGACCGCAGAACGCAAGGACAGCUUGCAAGCAGAGCCCGGAGAGACACCGCCCUCAGCAAAGCAGCCCCCGAGCACCCUCAGCCCCGGCCCCCUGCCCUCCACAGCCGCCUCCCUGCCGGCCACCCCUCCGUGCUCCCCGCACCGCCCCCCCAGCCCCCUGCCCCGCAAGCUGCCCAGCCGGCCGCCCAGCCCCGCCGGCCCCGAGGGCUGCCCCGCAGAGCCCUCCGACCUGGCGGACGAGGAGGUUCGGCACAUCAACAGCUCGGCCAAAGACUGGGCGCGGGAGCACUCGGAGCCCGGGAGCCGCUCCGCCUCGCCCUUCAUCUCCCCGGCCCCGUCCCCGGUGCCCCUCAAGAACUGCAGCACGAGCAGCCUGUCCGGCGGCCGCAGGGAGAAGGACUUGAAGAAGUUCUACAGCACCGACACCAAGGGCUUCCUCAGCAAGCCCAGCUGGGCCGACGAGCAGCGGCGGCACUCCAUCGAGAUCUGCCCCUCCCUUGGCGACCGGCACUGCGGCUUCCAGGACCCCGCCGAGGAAAAGCAGCGGCCCCACGUCCCGGCGGAGUCCGACUACAUCCAUGGCGCCCGGAGGAAGAAGAAGAUGAGCCCACCCUGCAUUUCUAUAGAUCCUCCCAUGGAGGACGACGGCGGGGCGGCCCCACGCACCAAGCCCUCCGAGAACAGCAUGCUGAGGAGAAGGACCCCGUCCUGCGAGUUCCCGGCCUACAGAGAAUCCCUGGAGCUGGCGGAGAGCCAGCCGGGGGAGCCGGGCUCCAAAGCGGAGCGCCGGGCCCAGCCCCAGUGCCGGGGGGAGCUCCUCACCAUCCCCAACUUCUCCUUCGAGCAGUUGGACGGCGGCUCCCUGAGCAGCCUCUCGGAUCUCCUGGACAGCGGGCAGUCCACGCCGGACUCGCGGCCGGAGCCCGAACUGAAAAAGCCGGAUCACUUAAAGACUCAGCGGAGCAACGGCGAGAAAAGCAAAGAGCUGCUGGGCAUCGCCAAGAGCCCCCUCCGCAAGCAGGACUUGGCCCCCGUGACUGUUGCCACAGAAGAAGACGUGGAUGACCCAGUAUAGCUGUCUGGGAGGGGGGAAAGGGGGGGUCUCAAGGGCUUGACACCAACGUUGGGGUUCCACAGUGGGGACCGAGCGGCCGUGGGGGUCGUGGGUGGGUUUUCCCUCUCUGAGGGGUUUUCCCUCUCUGGCGUAGUCACUGGUUGGGAAGUUUGCAAAAAAAAAAAACCACACACACACACACACACACACACAGAGUGAGAAAAAUGA
Molecule: messenger RNA, 4500 nt
Organism: Empidonax traillii (willow flycatcher)
Lineage: Eukaryota; Metazoa; Chordata; Aves; Passeriformes; Tyrannidae
Product: voltage-dependent T-type calcium channel subunit alpha-1H-like
Exons: 21
Coding region: 1-4293 (1430 amino acids)
Biological process (GO): sodium ion transmembrane transport; positive regulation of calcium ion-dependent exocytosis; calcium ion import
Cellular component (GO): plasma membrane; voltage-gated sodium channel complex; neuron projection
Molecular function (GO): voltage-gated sodium channel activity; low voltage-gated calcium channel activity
Source: RefSeq, a predicted model, not a curated record